This is a messenger RNA of Necator americanus (New World hookworm), 249 nucleotides long. RefSeq lists its product as uncharacterized. The transcript has a single exon. Bases 1 to 249 code for a protein of 82 amino acids. NCBI's taxonomy places the organism in Eukaryota, Metazoa, Nematoda, Chromadorea, Rhabditida, Ancylostomatidae. The record is from RefSeq and is a predicted model, not a curated record.
AUGUCGGUAAGAAAUCGUACGGCACCCGGUCCCGACAGAAUAAGACCAGAACAACUGAAGAACCUUCCGCCAGUACUGGUCAACACCCUGGCGAGGCUCUUUACACGUUACCUGUCGGAAUGCAAGGUCCCUAAACAGUGGAAGACCAGCAAGACCGUGUUGCUGUAUAAAAAAGGAGUCCACAUGACAUCGGCAACUAUCGCCCAAUCUGCUUACUGUCCGUCAUCUACAAGCUCUUUACAAGAGUGA